CUGCGCUCGAUCAUAUGAGAGCGUGCGGUUAUCGUUCAAUCCGUUUCUGCGAUAGACAGAUUCAAUAGGAGCUUUCAGACAGUAUGAGCAGAAGAAACAGGAAUAAUUACCUUUCUAUAGCCGCUGUGCGGACAAUUGGAUUGGAUUUUAUAGAGAUGCUGGAGGAAACAAACAGGAGAUCCAUUUCGGACAGAAAUACUCUGACAGAUAUCUACAACACAGAGUUUCGAGAUAGGGACGGUGGAGUUAAAGAUCCAAACUUCUCUCGAGUCCUCUAUGCGUUGAGAAACGCCAAUAAAGCGCGCCUCUCAAGAACAGGUCGUGUUUACUUCAAUACUAAUGUAAGAACGGGGCUGCACGAUCAAUGGUUUCGGCCACGUCGAAGACAACAGAACCAAGCUAACGCAACUCCAGGUAAUGUUAGCUCAGUGACGCCUUCUAGUGAUCAGGGGCCCUCUUGCCCAGAGAGUGGAGUCAGAGCAAGGAGAAAACUGGUAAAAUACAUCCUACAGCGACUCAACACUACAGACAGGUCUCAUUUUAUAGCUGAUAAGUGGGGUGUGCGGGUGUCCUCUGAGCUCUAUAUAGAAGAUGGAAAGAUUCGGAUCAGUGUGGAUGAAGCAGAAGUUUAUGAGUUGAAGCUGUUUGUUGAGAACACUGGUCAGGAAGCUGUAUAUUUCACAUACUACACUGCUCUUUGCUGGCUGCAGUAUUUUACUCUGGAAGACAGUCGGAAAGUCACACGCAACAAUCCACUCCGUCUGGAGCCACGUGAGAAGUAUGAGGUGAUUGUGAGAUUCAAAUCCAGUCAUGUUGGAGUUUAUUCGGCUACUCUGGCAUUUGAGUUUAAGAAGAACACCCAGCCCACCACACGUUCCUUCCACAUUGUGCGCUUCAUUGAGGCUGAAUACAGGAGUAAACUUGCAGCCCUGCUGGGUCCUACAGAGCCAUACAAGCCCCUGAGACUCAACAUCUCUGAACCCGAAAACUGCAUAAUAGAUGAGGGUUUUCCACCUGAUGGUUAUCUUCAGAACUUUCUUGUAAAUGUUCUGCCCUUGGGGAAAUACAUUCCUCCUCCUGACACCACUAUACUGGCCGAACUCCUGAAAGAGGACUGUUCUUCUCGGAUCUUCAGGGGGAAACUUAAGGAUCUUCAGUCACUUUUGCAGAGUCCGCUGACCUUCGACAAUUAUGCAGAACGCUUUGAUUUACUGCUGUAUCUGGAAGAGUGUCAGAUGCACGUGGAUAUCAAGAGAUACAAUAAAGACAGUGUCACCUUACAUAGGGACCGUGACAAAAGACUGAUGGGUUUAAAUCUCCCUGGUGUCUCAGAGAACAGGCCUUCAGUCCUGAGAGGAGAUCACCUGCUUCUUACUAAAAGCGAGGAGGUCACUUUUUCAAAUGUGACCAAAUACAAGGGCUACGUCCACAGAGUGGAACUGGAUCAGGUCAAACUGGGCCUCUCCAAAAGGUUCCUUAAAGAUGUAUACAUUGAUAAGAUGAAAUUCCGUGUCGAGUUCACAGUCAAUCGUAUUCCGGUAAGAUUACAACACAGAGCGGUUCAUAUGGCGGUCCAGCACAACCUCAAGGAUGUGCUGUUCCCUAUGGCCUCAAGAAGUCUGAAUCCUGUGUCUCCACCUGCUCUGAGGCUCUUUGAUCGAAAGCUUGAGUACAACUUUCAACAGUACAGUGCAGUGUGUAACAUUGUGGCCGGUACUUCCAAACCUGCACCGUAUCUGGUGUUUGGACCUCCUGGCACUGGUAAAACCGUCACGAUAGUGGAGGCUAUCAAACAGGUGGAAAAGAAUAUCCCAGAUGCCUAUAUUCUAGCUUGUGCUCCAUCUAACAGCGCCGCUGAUCAACUGUGUGAAAAGUUGAUCACUAGUGAACAUGUUGAUGCGCACAAAAUAUACAGACUCUACGCAAGCUCACGAAAUCAAAAAGACAUUCCUAAAAUCCUAAAGGACAACUGCAAUGUGGAUGAAGAGAUGAUUGAUUUCCCAUGUAAAGAGGAUCUAAUGUCCUACAAGAUCCUCAUCUGCACUCUGGUCACUGCAGGCAGGCUGGUCACUGGGGGAUUUUCUGAGGAUCAUUUUACUCACAACUUUGUGGAUGAAGCUGGACAUGCUGUGGAGUCAGAGACCAUCAUCAGUGUGGCAGGAUUGUUGAAUGCAGAGAAGGGACAGCUUGUUUUGGCUGGGGAUCCUAAACAGCUGGGGCCAAUCCUGAGAUCCCCACUUGCCAUUAAUCAUGGACUUGAUGUCUCUUUGUUAGAGAGGCUGAUGACACAGAAUGAUCUUUAUAAGAGAGGUGACGUGGAAUUCGACAACCGCUACGUCAGCAAACUUAUUAUGAAUUACAGGUCUCACCCAUACAUUUUGGAGGUUCCUAAUAGGUUGUUCUAUGAUGGGGAACUGAAAGCAUGUGCCGAUGAGAUCAGCUCUAAUCAAUACUGCAUGUGGGAGCACUUGCCUUCAAAGGGAUUCCCUGUGAUUUUCCAUGGAGUUCCUGGAAAGGAUGAGCGAGAGUCAAACAGUCCUUCUUUCUUUAACAUCUAUGAAAUCAACAUCCUUGUUGACUACUUGAAGAAGCUGCUUCUGACACAGCCCAAGAAGGGAAUCUCAAGAAUCUUCCCCAAAGACAUUGGCAUCAUCGCCCCCUACCGGAAACAGGUGGAGAAGAUCAAACGAGCCAUCGAUGCAGACAAGGACUUCCAAGAUUACAUGGGCAUUGACAACCUGAAAGUCGGUUCUGUGGAGGAGUUUCAGGGCCAAGAGAGGAAAGUGAUCAUGGUGUCGACUGUUCGCAGCAGUGUAAAAUACAUCAGUUUGGAUGAAACAUUCAACAUUGGGUUUCUCAAAAAUGAAAAGAGAUUCAAUGUGGCGGUGACAAGGGCAAAAUCGUUGUUAAUCAUGGUGGGAAACCCCAUGAUUCUGCGGACAGAUGAAAGCUGGGGCCGGUUUAUUGACUUCUGCUUGGAGCGGGGUGGUUACACUGGGAUUUCCAUUACCAGCGUUGAGAGAAUAGAUGAUGUUGAAAGUCGUCUUCUUGCUCUUAACAUCCAGGACGAGGAAACCGAGGAGAGUCCAGUCCAGCGGUAUGUGGAUCCCGAGUUUAGGAAUGAUUACUAA
Messenger RNA from Danio rerio (zebrafish), 3131 nucleotides. It is a transcript of the gene mov10b.2, whose product is annotated as Mov10 RNA helicase b, tandem duplicate 2. The record is from RefSeq and is marked provisional. Lineage: Eukaryota; Metazoa; Chordata; Actinopteri; Cypriniformes; Danionidae. Gene Ontology annotation, cellular component: P-body. Gene Ontology annotation, molecular function: RNA binding; helicase activity; 5'-3' RNA helicase activity.